ACUAUGAUUUUCAACCUUAAAUGAGUACAAAAUAUCAUUUUUUUUUUCUGGUUAAGCUAGUACGGAGUACAAAAUUAUUUGAGUGUCCUCCUUAAAUACUUCAAUUCUGAACUAGCUUAGCCUUUCCUUAGCUUGAGGGAGAAGGAGAGAUACAGGAAAUGGCAGUCAAUAAACACAUAUUUUUCUCUAAUUUAGUCAUCCUCAUAUGCUUCUCCAUUUUCGCUCUAUCUGUCACCGCGGAUGAUUAUGACUGUGUAUACACAGUGUAUGUGAGAACAAGCAAGGCCAUCAGGGGAGGAACAGACGCGAUCAUCAGCUUAACAUUCUACGAUGAUACAGGCAACGGUAUACGAAUCAAAAACCUUGAGUCAUGGGGUGGGCUUAUGGGGCCGGAUCACGACUACUACGAGCGAGGCAACUUGGACAUCUUCUCAGGCCGCGGUCCAUGUCUAAGCAGGCCUGUUUGCUCCAUGGAGCUAGCGUCCGAUGGGUCCGUCGGACACCACGGUACAGCUAGGUGGUACUGUAACUACGUCGAGGUGACCACCACUGGGCCCCACAUCCAGUGUGCUCAGCAGUUGUUUACGGUCGAACAGUGGCUGUCAACUGAUAAAUCUCCUUACCAGCUAUUUGCUAUUAGGGAUAAUUGUGAGCACUCUGAUGGAGUUAAACGACGUCGUCCGAGCAAUACAAUUCUUCCUGUGGAAACCCUCCUCGCUGUUGCUUCCGAUCCUCUUGAAUUCGAACCUCUUAAACUUGAUUAAUCACUACAUUAAUCAAGUUUAAUGGGAAUAAAUUGAAGUUUGAUUAUGUUAAAUUUCUUAUUAUAUCUGUGGACAUUUGUAUGUGUAUGAUCACUUAAAUAAUUGGAGCUUCAAAGUAAUAAUGUUUGAUUUCAAUUGGCACUAUAUUGA
Chenopodium quinoa (quinoa) is the source of this 914-nucleotide messenger RNA. RefSeq names its product PLAT domain-containing protein 3-like. The record is from RefSeq and is a predicted model, not a curated record. The transcript has 2 exons. Gene Ontology annotation, molecular function: protein binding. NCBI's taxonomy places the organism in Eukaryota, Viridiplantae, Streptophyta, Magnoliopsida, Caryophyllales, Amaranthaceae. Bases 159 to 764 code for a protein of 201 amino acids.